Messenger RNA from Ictidomys tridecemlineatus (thirteen-lined ground squirrel), 9125 nucleotides. The record is from RefSeq and is a predicted model, not a curated record. Lineage: Eukaryota; Metazoa; Chordata; Mammalia; Rodentia; Sciuridae.
GGCCCGGCAUGGAUGGCCGCGACUUCGCGCCGCCGCCUCAUCUGCUUUCAGAGCGCGGGAGCCUGGGCCACCGCAGCGCCGCCGCCGCCGCGCGUCUCGCUCCGGCCGGGCCCGCCACUCAGCCCCCCGCGCAUUUCCAGCCCGGGAAGUACUUCCCAUCGCCGCUGCCCAUGGCUUCACACACAGCCAGCAGCCGUCUGAUGGGGCAUUCUCCGGCCUCCUCUUUCAUGGGCAGCUUCCUCACCAGCAGCCUGGGCUCCGCAGCUGCCGCGCACCCUGGCGGCGCCCCCUCCGCCCCCUCCGAGCAGGCCUACCGAGGCUCCCACCCCGCCCCGGCCCAGGUCUGGUUCUCUCACUCCCAUGAGGCUCCAGCAUACCCCAGGUUUUCGGGGAGUCUGGCAUCCACCUUCCUACCCGUGAGCCACUUGGAUCACCAUGGAAACAGCAAUGUUCUCUACGGGCAGCAUCGUUUCUAUGGAACCCAAAAAGAUAACUUCUACCUGCGCAACUUGCCCCCCCAGCCCACGCUCCUGCCCUCCAACCACAGCUUCCCCGUGGCCCGCGCUGCUCCUGCCCACCCCUGUAGCCGAGAGCGGGGCGAGGCCGGCCCCCCGUCGAAGGGCCCCAGGGAGUUUGACCGCUUCCUCACGUCGAAAGAGCUGGGCAAAGAGAAGGCCAGCAAGGCAGUGGAGGGCAGGGAGCGGCCAGUGGAGGAGGAUGGCGGCAAAGAGAGGCACAAGCUGGUGCCCCCCAUGCCGGUGGACGGGCCCUGCAAGGAGGGCGGCCCUGGGCCCCGGGGCUCCUGUGAGGGCCGCCCCAAGCACCUCACCUCCUGCCUCCUCAACACCAAGGUGCUCAAUGGUGACAUGGGCAAGGCCGCACUGGCCAGCUGCGCUGGGGGCAUGCUAGGCCGGCCCGGUGCAGGGGUGACAGCUUCGGGACGGGCCAAGGAGGUGGUGGGCCCCCCGGAGCCCGGGCCGGCCUUCAGCGAGUGCCUGGAGCGGCGACAGAUGCUGCACCACGCGGUGUCCUACACGGUGCCCUCUGGCCUACCUACCGGGCCCCCCCCACCCCUCAGCACAGCUGCUGGGUCCUUCCCCUGCCUGCAGCUGCACACGGGCCCCGACGGGCUCUGCCCGCUGCAGGACAAAGUCUCCCGGGACCUAAAGGCCAGCGGGCCCACCUUCGUGCCUUCUGUGGGACACCUGGCCGACAAGAGCCGCCCCUUCCAGGCGGCCGAGGCCUGUGCUGUGGCAGGUGAGGGCAAGGACCGGCACCUGGAUGGGGCCCUGGUCCCCGACCACACUGCGCCCUACGGAGUCUCCUACACUCACCUGAAGGCCGAGGGCAAGGGCGAGCGGCGGCCUGGGGGCUUCGAGGCGGCCCUCAACCCCCGGCUAAAGGGCCUGGAGUACCUCAGCAGCCGCCCCGAGGCCUCCUUCCCUGGACUCCCCAAGGGUGGUCUGGACAAGAGCGGCUACUUUGAGUUGCCCGCCCCCUCGCAGGACUGUGCCCGGCCCGGUAAUCAGGACCUGCUGGGUGGGAAGGCCGCCCAGGCCUGCUGCACUUUAGACAAAGCUGCCAACAAGGAGGCCCCCGCAGCACCCCCGGGGGCCCAGAAGGUGGCCCGGAUCCGGCAUCAGCAGCACUUGGCCACCCCUGAGGUGGAGCAGGGGGGCAGCGGGCCUGAGGUCAAGCGCAAGUCCCUGGAACUGGCCUCUCUGGGCUACGGCGGUCCCCACCUGCCCCCAUGGAGUGUCCAGGCCGGUCAGGGCACCACCAUGCCCAUCAGUGAAGAGCGCCAGGGCAGUGCCUACCUGGACCCCUUCGGCAGUGGCCUGCAGCAGGCGGCCCUCCUGUCUCAGGAGCUGCCUGCCCCGCCCGACGAGGUCUCGGCCAUGAAGAACCUGCUCAAGUACAGCAGCCACGCGCUGGCUGUGGGCCAGAAGGCGCCCUUCGUGGGUCUGGGUGGCCUCAAGGCCAGCUGUGUCCAGCAGGAGACAAAGUUCCCCGCCUCCAAGGGCCCAGGCGCAGUGGACAGGCCCGACUGUGCCCGGAGCCGGGAACACGAGGCCGCGCAGGUAGACGGGGAGGUGCGGCAGCCGCCUGUGGGCAUCGCGGUGGCCUUGGCCCGACAGAAGGACACAGUGAGUCGGCCGGAGACCACCUACAACACCAACAGCGGGCGGCAGGGCCGGGCCGCCCCCGCCUUCAAAGCUGGAGGGGGCCCCCGUGCCACACACGCCCUGGACCUGGAGGGUGAGGAGGAGAGGACGCGGCUGUGUGAUGACCGCCUGGGGCUGGCUGGCCGCGAGCUGCUGCUACAGGACAACAAAGACCUCGUGGAAUUUGCCCGGAUUCACCCCUCAAGCGGCUGCCCUGGAGAACUGGCCUCCCACCUCGUGAUGCAGGGUGGCCAGCUGGGUGGGGACCCAGCCCCCCAUCCCCACCCCGCCCACCCCCCCUGGCUGCCCCGCACCCGCAGCCCCUCUUUAUGGAUGGGGGGACAUUCCUAUGGCCUCGGGCACCCUGCCCUGCACCAGAACCUGCCCCCUGGCUUCCCCACCUCUGUGCCCGGCUCGGUGCCCUCCGUGUUCCCCCUCCCCCAGGAUGCCCCCACACAGCUCCUCAUCCUGCCCUCGGAGCCCACGCCCCACGCCACCCCUCACGCGCUUGCUGACGUCAUGGACCAGGCCUCACUGUGGCCCCCCAUGUACGGGAGCCGGGGCCCCACCUCCCACAUGCAGCACCCGGGCCAGCUCCCCGUGUACUCCCGUUCUCAGCUGCUGCGGCAGCAGGAGAUUUACGCCCUAGAGCUGCAGCGGGCUGCCCAUUUCCAGCGGAAGCCUGAGGACCACCACCUGGAGCUCGAAGAGCCCACCCAGGAGAAGGCCCUGAAGUCCACCCACAAGCCAGUUGCCUUAACCCCCAUGGCCAAGAGCGGCCCCUCACCUGCCGCUGCAGGCCCGGUCAAGCUGCCGCCCUGCUGCCACUCACCCACCCUGAAGCCCCCUACCAGCUGUCCCACACCACCACCUGGCCCCAGCGCCCCCUGCACUUUAUCCGUCUGCCCUGCCCGCAGCCCAGGGCCCAGCUCCAAGGUGCCCAGCGCCGAAGACAAGAGUGGGGAGGGCCGGCGGGCCGGAGCCCACCUCACCACAUUGGAACCAGACCUGCCUCCAGGAUACCUGCGCCCCACGCCUGGCCUGGGCUUCCCUGCCUCCCUGCCCUCGGGAGGGCGCUCCUCGGACCUCCCGGACCCCGAAACUAUGCAAACUGCCGCCCCAGGGGCUGAGCCUGCGAGGACGUUCCUGCCCAGGGAGCCACCCCCCUGCAGCCCCAGGGGCCUGGAGGAGUCUGGGCUGCUCUCAGGGGCCGGGGAGGCCACCCAGGACCGUGCCGCCACACCCCACCCCGCUGAGCGGGGACCCCCAGGGAAGGCAGAGGACCCCAGCCCACUUGAAGGGCUGCAAGAACUGCAAUUUGGGGCCCUCCUCGAGGGAGGAGCCCCUGAGGCCACUGGCCAGGCUGAUUCUACUCAGGGAAGGGCGCAAGCAGAGAGGACCAGAGAGGAGGGGGUGCAGGGACCCCCACUGGGGGCCUCCCCUCAAGCCCUGCAGCAGCAAGCAGGGAGCCCUGGUGCCCUGGAGGAGGACGAGGAGGGCCUGGGGCUUGCCCCGGAAGAGGCCCAGCUGCAGGAGGGAGGUGUGGAGGACUCCGAGGAGGACUGGGGGGCUCCCAGCAGCAGCCACCCACCCAGAGCACUGCUGGGGCUAGAUGCCUUGGUGGCCGCCACUGUGGACCUGGGGGACCUGCCCAGCCUGAGCCUGCUGGACCCUCUCCCCGCCGAGACCUCUGGGCCCCCCAGCACCGCCACCCUGCCCCGUAGCUCAGGGAUUCAUGGAAUCGCCCUGCUCAGCGAGCUGGCAGACCUGGAGGCCCAGCGACAGAGCAGCCAGCGGGCCACGCCAGAAGAGGAUGAGGACGUGCUAGCCUUCAACCUGCAGCACCUGGCCACACUGGCUACCGCCUGGUCCCUGGUAGAAGCCGCCAGCCCAGACAGCUCCUUCUCCUCAGCCCAGCCCCCUGCUGCGGACCCUGGUGGCCCCAGGCUCACCCCCCGCAUGCAGAUCCUACAGCGCAAGGACACCUGGACCCCCAAGACCAAGCCUGUCUGCCCCUUGAAGGCUGCCAUCGACCAGCUGGACACACAGGAGGUGGAGAUGCGCAUGCAGCUGGCAGAGCUGCAACGGCGCUACAAGGAGAAGCAGCGAGAGCUGGCGCGCCUGCAGCGACGGCAUGACCAUGAGAGAGAGGAGAGCUCUCGGAGCCCUGCGCGGCGGGGGCCUGGCCGCCCCAGAAAGCGCAGACACUCCAGCUCGCUGUCUGCCCUGCGUCCCGGGGGCCCGCUGGCCAGGAGCGAGGGCAAGAAGGCCAAGGCAGUGAGGGCCAGCCUAAGCCUACUGUGUGCAGAGCUUCGAGGCCGCGAGGAGCCCAGGAAGAAGCGGAGCAAGCUGGAGGACAGCGUCUAUGUGGGCCUGCAGCCGUCCUCCGGGGAGAAGGUGCGGUGCAGGAAGAGCAACACUCAGGGUGAGCUGGGGUCCUCUGUGGCCCACCAGGUGGCCCAGCUGAAGCCGAAGGUCAAGAGCAAGGGUCUGCCCAGUGGCCUCGGCCCCUUCCAGCGAAAGGAGGCUGCCCCAGGUGGGCGCAUCCGGAAGAAGCUGUCCCGAGCCAAGAGUGCCAAGGUGUCCAGGGCAGCCCGGCACUCACAGCCCGGCGGUGACGGCGGCAGGGAGAUGCCAGUGGGGGCCACGGCACACGAAGCAGGCAGCGGCUAUGACAGUGAGGACUGCCAGGCCCUCCUGGAGACGGCGGGGGCCCCCACGGAGCCCGGGCUGGUGCUGCACCCGGGGUGUGGGGCAGCGGUGCUGGGGCCCUCGCCCUCUUCCGUGGUCAAGAUGGAAGCCAACCAGAAGGCCAAGAAGAAGAAGGAGCGGCAGGGCUUGCCAGGGGCCUGCCGCCUGUCCAGCCCCGAGGGCGAAGUCAAGAUCAAGCGACGGACAGUGAAGGCCAAGGUGGGCGCCAAAAUGGAGCGGGCCCCAGGCCGGCGACCCCCAGGUGCACCGGGCAAGAGGAAGUCCAAGGGUAAGGCCAACAACGGCCUGCGGGCAGAGCCAGGUGCCACUGCCACCAGGGACACCCUCUUCAGUCCCGCCCAGGCCUUCACCUGCCGCGAGGAAGGCAGCAAGCUGGCCAGUGAGCGUCUGCAGAGAGCCACGCGCAAGAGCACACUGCUGCAGCCCGUGCUGCGGAGGAAGAACGGGGCCCUGUCCAUCGCCCUGUCUGCCCGCAACGCUAAGGCCAUCCUAGGAAAGGGCAGGAAGCUGGGCAAGGUGAAGAGCAAGGCUGUCGGCACCCAGGCUCAGGGCCGAGCGGUGAGCCGGCUGCUGGACACCUUCGCUGCGGAACACGACUUCAAGUUCGGCCGAGACAGCAGCUUCUCGGAGGAGGAGGAGGAGGAGGCCAGCAGCCCCCUGAGUGUGGAGCAGAGCACUGCCCUGGCUCGAUCCUGCACCAUCCACAAGGAGGACCUGCAAGACGGGCUGCCUGUGCUCAUCCCCAAGGAAGACAGCCUGCUGUACGCGGGCAGCGUCAGGACCCUGCAGCCCCCCGACAUCUACAGCAUCGUCAUCGAGGGCGAGAGAGGCAAUCGGCAGCGGAUCUACUCGCUGGAACAACUACUGCAGGAGGCGGUUCUGGACGUCAGGCCACAAUCCAGCCGGUACCUCCCGCCUGGCACCCGGGUGUGUGCCUACUGGAGCCAGAAGUCUCGCUGCCUGUACCCAGGCAACGUGGUCCGAGGUGCCUCCAGCGACGAGGAGGAAGACCUGGACUCCGUGGUCGUGGAGUUUGACGAUGGGGACACAGGCCACAUUGCUGUCUCCAACAUCAGGUUGCUGCCUCCGGACUUCAAGAUCCAGUGCACAGAGCCCUCUCCAGCCUUGCUGGUGUCCAGCAGCUGCCGGAGGACCAAGAAGGCAGCCAACGAGGCCCCCCCCUCCAGUGAGGCCCCCACCCCCAGCCUCUCCCCUAAAGCACAGGAUGGCCCAGAAGCCACAAAGACCCCUGGGAAGAAAUCCAUCGUCAAAGACAAAGCUGGCAAAGCAGACCUCCUAACCUCAGGUGCCAAGUCCCCCACGGGGGCCUCGGACCACUUCCUAGGCCACAGGGGCAGCCCCCUGCUGAGCUGGUCAGCGGUGGCGCAGACCAAGCGCAAGGCGGCGGCGGCGGGCAGCAAAGGGCCAGGGGUGCUGCAGAACCUCUUCCAGCUCCACAGCGCCAAGAAGCUGCGGGCCCGUGAGGCCCUGUUCCCCGCACACACCGCGGCCGCCCCUGUGUUCGGCAACGGCUUCCGCGCCGACUCCUUCAGCAGCCUGGCCAGCUCCUACGCACCCUUUGUCAGCGGGUCUGGGUCAGGCCUGCCCGGGGGAGCCCACAAGUUGCUACGGGCCAAGAAGUCUGAGCGGGCGGAGGCCGAGAAGGGCGGGCGGCGGCGGGCAGGCAGCGAGUUCCUGGUCAAGCUGGACCACGAAGGUGUGACCUCCCCCAAGAACAAGAACUGCAAGGCGCUGCUCGUGGGUGACAAGGACUUCGGCCCCAAGCUGGGGCGCCCUCUGCCCAGCCCCAGCUACGCACACCCGGCCCUCAUGGGCAAGGACAAGAAGGGGAGGGCACCCGCCCACCCGCUGCCCAUGGGGCUGGCUCUGCGCAAGUACGCAGGGCAAGCCGAGUACCCACUGCCCUGCGACAGCGACUGCCCCAGCUCCUACUCGGACGAGGACGAGGACGGGCCGGGGCUGGCCGCCGGCAUGCCCUCCCGCUUCCUCACCCGCCUGUCCAUGUCCUCCUCCUCGUCCGGCUCGUCCACAUCCUCCUCCUCAGGCUCCAUGUCCACCUCCAGCCUCUGCUCCUCAGACAACGAGGACUCCUCCUACAGCUCUGACGGGGAGGACCCGGCCCUGCUGCUGCAGACCUGUCUCACCCACCCCGUGCCCGCCCUCCUGGCCCAGCCCGAGGCCCUGCGCUCCAAGGGGGGCAGCCCCCAUGCCCACGCACAGCGCUGUUUCCUGUCCAGGGCCACGGUGGCCAGUGCAGGUGCGGGCACCGGCCCCAGUGGUGGCAAAUCCAAGCUUAAGCGCAAGGAGGCCUUGAGCUUCUCCAAAGCCAAAGAGCUUUCCCGGGGGCAGCGGCUGCCCUCCGUGGAGAACCGGCCAAAGAUCUCAGCCUUCCUGCCUGCCCGGCAGCUCUGGAAGUGGUCGGGGAACCCCACACAGAGACGUGGCAUGAAGGGAAAGGCCCGGAAGCUGUUCUACAAGGCCAUCGUCCGGGGCAAGGAGGUGCUGCGCAUUGGGGACUGUGCCGUCUUCCUGUCGGCCGGGAGGCCCAACCUGCCCUACAUUGGCCGCAUCGAGAGCAUGUGGGAAUCUUGGGGCAGCAACAUGGUGGUGAAGGUCAAGUGGUUCUACCACCCCGAGGAGACCAAGCUGGGGAAGCGGCAGAGUGACGGGAAGAACGCGCUGUACCAGUCCAGCCACGAGGACGAGAACGACGUGCAGACCAUCUCCCACAAGUGCCAGGUGGUGGCCCGGGAGCAGUACGAGCAGAUGGCCCGGAGCCGCAAGUGCCAGGACCGGCAGGACCUCUACUACCUGGCGGGCACCUACGACCCCACCACCGGGCGCCUGGUGACGGCGGAGGGCGUGCCCAUCCUGUGCUGAGCUGCCCGCUGGGCCAAGCGAGGAGCCCCGAGGUCGGGCUGAGCCAAUAUGCAAACCCACCCAAGGCUUUUCCGUGAUUCUCCCUGGAAAGAGCGCUCUUAGGCGUGGACCCCAGUCCCGUCCAUCUGCUGUGGAGGGUCAGGCUGGCCCCAGGCCCCUGGCCACUCUGCUUUCCCGCAUCGGCAGUUCUCGAGAUUCGUAUCCAAGCCAUAUUUCCUAUACCUCCGACUGUCCCACCAGGGAAAGCAGAAAUCAGGUGUGUCGUCUAUUUAUUUCUCUAUGUAAAUAUUGUAUUUCUGCGGGGAAGUUUUAUGGAAAAAAGUGGAAAAGGAUUUUCCCCCCACUGGCGUGACGAGGGUGUGUCUGUGUGUGCGUGUGUCUGUGUCUGUGUGUGUCCGCGCGAGCGUGUGCAGGGAUUUUGUUCUGGAGUUUUCUAUGGAAAUGCGCUGUUCUCCUCAGCCUAGCUGAGUCCCCGAGGGGGCGCUGGUGUCAACAGAGGUAGCUGGGACUGGGGGCAGAGAUCCCGGGACAGGGACCCCGGGACAGGUCGGGCGGGACCUGUUGCACCCUGUGAUCUCUUCAGGGCCGACUGUAGACAGAAGUCACACUGGAGUUCAUUUCCUUUCGAGACAUCUGUUAGGUAAAGGAAGAAUCGGGGUUGGGGGUGGCAAUGAGGGUCCCCCUGGAAAGAAAGGAUUCCGGGCCAGGAGACGAAAGCAGGCUCCGUAGCCCCCCACCCAGGAGGGCAGCGGCCAGGCGUACCUUACCUCUGCUUAAAACAAAACAAAAGCGAACAAGUGUUUUAAGAUACGAAAAGAAAAGGCGCUGUCUUUAUUUUAUGACCUAAAUAUUCCCGGUCGUUUCUGAUUUCCGUUCACAUGGCCAGUUUGUCACAGGGAGCAGGGCUUGGUCAGCCCCGACCCCCUUCUCACCACCAGGCAGGGAGUGUGAAAGACACCCUUCCCCUCCAGGUGCCUCCCCGUGGCCCACAACCAUGGCCAACCUCACUGGCCUGCUCAGGCACAGAUGGUGGAGAGCCCUGUGGAGGCCCUGGGGUGGGGGGAAGGACCCUCCCCUUCUCCUCUCUUCUGACCCGCAGCCCCCUGCCUGCUCCACCCCGUAGGGUUUCUGGGUCUUUCUGUGGCCACUUGGCAGGACAGACUUCCUGGCCUGGCAGGAUCAUGCCUGGGGCACGGAACAAGCAUCUCCUGUGCCCACACCCUGCCCCCCCAGGCCCUGCCAGAGGCCCUUGUCUCAGAACUGUGUUGGGGGACACAUGCUCCCCAGGUCUGGUCACCAAUUCCUCACCCCAUUGGGAGCUGCAGGAAGGCUCCCAGAAGGAAGGGU